Leishmania mexicana MHOM/GT/2001/U1103 is the source of this 2829-nucleotide messenger RNA. Its product is annotated as periodic tryptophan protein 2-like protein. The record is from RefSeq and is a predicted model, not a curated record. Gene Ontology annotation, cellular component: small-subunit processome; Pwp2p-containing subcomplex of 90S preribosome. Lineage: Eukaryota; Euglenozoa; Kinetoplastea; Trypanosomatida; Trypanosomatidae. Bases 1 to 2829 code for a protein of 942 amino acids. Gene Ontology annotation, molecular function: protein binding. The transcript has a single exon. Gene Ontology annotation, biological process: ribosomal small subunit assembly; maturation of SSU-rRNA from tricistronic rRNA transcript (SSU-rRNA, 5.8S rRNA, LSU-rRNA).
AUGCAGACCGUCUUUCAACUCGCUGCCGUGCAUGGCAUGCUAUACACGGGCGGCAACGUCGUCUUUUCGCCCGACGGCACGCAGCUCUACUCUCCUGUGAACAACUACCUGUCGUCGAUCCAUCUCCAGCAGGCAGGCCACCUCUCGCUCAUGUGUAGCAACAGCUCCAUUACCUGCUUCGACCUCUCCCCCGAUGGCGACCUUGCCUUUGUGGUUGGACAGCGCGGCCUCGGCUUCUUCUACUCCAUCCCUGCCCGCGUCGUGCUCGACACGCUCUCCUUCCCUCCGAACUGCGCCACCCCGUGCGUGCGAUUUAGCCCGUGUGGCAAGUACGUCGCAGUGGCGUUGGAGGCCACGCUGCAGGUGUACACAGCGCCGGCGAAGCGCGUCGUCAGUUUCCAUGCCUGCCACCGCAUCGAGCAGCUUCACACCGUCCUUACACGGCCCAUUACGAACCUCGACUGGACGACGGAUAGCGAGCACAUCCUGGUGUGUGGCCAGGAUGCACGGAUGAAGAUCGUGCCACGGCAAGGCAAACUGCAGCAGAAAGGUAUGGCACUCCAGCAGAACUCGCUCAUCGGUCACCGCAGCGCCGUUGUUGGGGCCUGGUUCACGAACGUGGACAACACCGAGGUGGUGAGUGUGGCGGCCGACAACGUGGUGGUGAUGUGGCACCGCGCGGCCGUUACACGUAGGGAGAUACUGCAGGCGAUCGCAGCUGCCAAGCUGGAGGCCCGAGUGGGCGAGCAGGAGGACAGCGACAAGGCCGAGGGCGGUGACGUCGAGGUCGAGGACUCCCCGUCUCCGAAGAGCUUCCUCGAGCGCAAGCGGCUGGAGCAGCUGCGCCUCGACGGCGUACGUGUUUCGGCCGCCGAUGACACGUACCUACCCCCGACUCUGCGCUAUGCCUUCGAGAUCAAGGACAAGUUCAUGCUAUCGCACAAGGGCAGCGUCAGCGUCACGGCGUUCCACAAGCCGCGCGGGCUGCUUGCGAUUGGGUACAGCAGCGGUACCUUUGCCAUUCACACGUUGCCAGAGACGAAGGGCGGAGAGUUGACCCUAGUGCAUCUCCUCUCGAUAUCUGCCCAGGCGUUGACGGCGGCGGCCUUCGCGCCACGUGGGGACUGGGUUGCAUUCGGCAGUGCCCACCUCAAGCAGCUGCUCGUGUGGGACUGGAAAGCCGAGGCGUACGUGCUCAAGGAGCAGGCGCACUACUACGACAUCGCCUGCGCUGCCAUCACGGCGGAUAGCACCAAUAUCAUCUCCGGCGGCGAGGAUGGCAAAGUGAAGGUGUGGAAGGUAGCAUCCGGGCAGUGCUUCGCAACCUUCACCGAGCACACAGGGCCCAUCAGCGGCAUCAGCACGAGUGCGAGCACGAACGCCUUCUUCACCAGCAGCCUGGACGGCACGGCGCGCGGCUACGACCUCAUGCGCUACCGCCAGUUUCGCGUUUUCAGCCCGCCAGAGCAGACACAGCUUUCGUGCAUCGCCGUCGACCCGUCCGGUGAAGUGCUGGCCGUCGGCAGCAGCCAAGUCAACAAGAUCUUUGUGUUUGCUGUGCAGACGGGGCGCAUCAUUGACGUCUUGCAAGGGCACGAGGCGCCCAUCACGUGCGUGGCGUUUCACCCCUCCGGCACGACCCUCACCUCCGGCAGCAUGGACCACAACCUCAUCUUUUGGGACCUCUUCAACCAGAACGACAGCGGCGAGCGGCUCAAGGGCGACGGCGAGGUGCUGGACAUCGGCACCGAAGUGCUGUGCGUCACCUACAGCAGCAGCGGGCGCCGGCUCGCCGUGCUGACGGCGAAGCAGGAGAUCUCCGUGUACGAGACAACCAUCGCCAACGACCCGCAGCUGAUCAAGACGUUUCUCACGACCUUUGACGCGGCCGGCGGCUGGCGCAAGGAGGUGGGGCCGAACAGUGCCAACUACAACACCCACUUCACGCGCAUCAGCUUCUCCCCUGAGGGCGAGAAGCUGAUCGCGGGCGGCGACUCCAAGUGGCUGGUGCUCUACCACGCGACGCAGGGCUACGUGCUCAAGAAGUGGCCCAUCACGCACAACCUCGACGUGCAGGGUGCGGAGGAGCAGUAUCAGUGGCGCAACGCCAGCGAGGCGGGCUUUCUCGGCGACAUCGACGUGGGCGAAGACGACAUCCACCUGUCGCGGCGCAAGCUGCUCGAGAUGCCAGGUAGCCGCCACCGCCACUUCGCGACCGGCAAGCGCAAGACGGAGCUGACGGCGCGGGCGAUGGAUGUGGUGUUCGCAGCGACGGGCUCCGAGUUCAUUGCCGCGACAACGGACGGCCUGUUGCUCUUCUCAACGCGUGUGGCGCGUCCGCGCUUUCAGCCUCUGCAGCUGAACUUGCGCGUAACCACCGAGGAGGUGCGCCAGCAACUCGCGAACGGCCAGCCGGUGCUGGCGCUCAUCGGCGCCUUGAACCUUGGAGAUGCGACGCUUGGCGUGGAGUGCCUACGCCGGAUGCCACGCAACUCGAUCCCGGUUGCUGUCACGGCCGUCCCCUCGUCUCUCUUUCCACAGCUCAUGCAGUGGGUGAGCGAGGAGGUGGAGCACUGCCGUGGUCUCGAGCAUGCCCUGCUGUGGGCGCAGUCCCUCCUGCUCCACUCCAACGAGGCGUUCGGCGGGGUAGGGCCGCAGCAGACCGCGCGGGUGUUGCCAGCGCUCAAGGUACUUCAGCGCAGCCUUUUUCAGCACCGCCUGCUUACGGAGCUCUCCCGCGAGAACUACUUCUCCGUCAAAUACCUCGCCGACGCGGCGCGCAUGAACUCGUCCAAGCUGGAGCCGAUUGCAGAGGACGCAACGGAGUAG